AUGGAUAACAACAGCCUGGAUCUAGACGGCCAAACUGCCCCUGAAUCUACGCGAGGUUUAUUUGAUUCUCCAGACAGUCCUGCUUCUGGCGUCAGAAGAGGUGAUUGGAUUGAUAAGCGUCGGUCAUUUGAAUUGGGUCCUCGAGGUAACAAUGCCAAAUCAUUUGGUGUAGCCCAGCAGCAGCAGCAGCAGCAACAGCAACGUUUAAGCGGAUUACAUACAGUCAAUGAAGAGGACUUCUACAGUCAGAGGCAGCAACAACAAAGGAAAUACAACCGUGAAUCCAUCAGUUUUCAGAAUCAAGAUGACUAUCGCCAGUUGCAGCAAAGAGACUCUUUCGAUUCCUCAUCUUCUGCCUCCCCGCUCUUUCAGAGAAAACAACGCUCUUCAGUGGCUCAUUUCAACAAUUUUCCACUGUCUAAAAGAUCAGAUGAACUGAAUGACACAUCGAGCCGCCUAUCCAGGGCAGAUGUAUUAGCAGAAACAGAAGCCAAGCUGAACGGACACAAUAACGUCGCGACAACAACCAACCGUUUCAGCAGCAGUAGCAAUAAUCGUAGUUUCGAUGAUAAACAGAGCCGCCGCUUAUCUGAACCCAACACACGCAUCUACAACUAUGGUAACAGCUAUUCUCAACCUCAACCUCAACAACAAGACUACUACAGUGACAGACCAGCCUUUGGCAGCAAUAGACGCAUGUCUUACCAGCAUUCUUCCUCCUCAUCAAGGCAAUAUCAACUGGACAGCAACGAUGCUGCCUCCAGACGUCUCUCCUUGUCCAAACUAAAUCUGGUGGAUGUCGAUAGAAGAAGCUCAGGCCGUGAUUGGAGAUCCAAGAGCCCCACUUCCAUGACACCCAUUGCGUCCUCUACCAGCACAUCGAGGCCUAGUUCCAUGAUCAAUCAUCAUCAUCGACUGUCCACUGGCUCGUCUAUCAUGGAGUCUGGAAACAGCAACAAUAAUGGCCACCAGCGAAAGCCAUUAUUCACAUCCCAUUUACCAUUCUCCUCUGUAGUGCCUUACCUCAAAUCCAACAUGCUUGUGAGUGGUCUGCUUCGUGUAAACAAGCGUAAUCGAUCUGACGCGUACGUGUUUUGUGAAGAUCUCAAUGCCGAUAUCUACAUUUGUGGGUCUCGCGACCGCAAUCGUGCUUUGGAGGGGGAUCAUGUCGCUAUCAAGUUGAUUGAAGUGGAUCAAGUCAUGCUGGAGAAACACGAAAAAGAAGAGGCCAAGCUUGCUAGAAACAAUGGCCAUCCUGUGGUGAGAAAGCCUGAUGAAGAGGAUGAAAAGGAGAUCAUUUUUGGCGGUGAAGAAGACGUGGAUCUAGUCACUCCCAAGUUUUGUGGUGUUGUGGUUGCCAUUUUGGAUCGUGCUCAAAAGCAAGUAUUCUCAGGCACACUGGGAUUGACUCGUCCCAGCAACAAGAGAAAAGGUGGUGAGGAUCAGCCGCAACAUCAGCAGCAGCGCGACAGCCCAGUGCCUCGCAUCAUCUGGUUCAAACCGACAGAUAAGCGUGUGCCCUUGAUUGCUAUUCCUGUCGAACAAGCACCUCCAGGCUUCAUUGAGAAUAGCGAUGCGUUUGAAAACAAGCUCUUCUUGGGAUCCAUCAAAAGAUGGCCUAUCACUUCUCUGCAUCCUUUCGGUGUGCUUGAGAACGAAUUGGGUGUAGUAGAGGACACACGAGUUCAGCUGCGUGCUAUUUUAGCAGAUAACAAUGUCAAUUCUCCACCUUACCACGAUUCCAUGCUGCGAAGCAUCCCCACCAGCCUGCUGAGCGCCGAGAUGAUUGAGCGAGACAUUGCAAGCAAGGCACGUCUUGAUAUGCGCUCCACUCGAUGUAUCACUAUUGUUGAUGAGAACGGCGGCUUUUUGGAGAAUGCCUUGUCCAUUACAUCUGUGCCAGAUACCAAUACUUUUGAGGUAGGCAUUCAUGUCUCUGAUAUCACCGCUUUCAUCAGCCCUGAAUCAGCCCUGGAUAAAGAAGCGAGAUCAAGAGGCGUGGAUGUAUACCACACCAUUUUUGAAAAGGUACCCCUUUGGCCAGAGUUUUUGAAGGAGAAUUGCACAGAUCUCGUGCAAAGUAAAGAUAAAUUGACCUUCUCCAUUAUCUGGACGAUGAGUAGCUCGGGCGAGGUGAUGAAGACUUGGUUUGGAAAGACUGUCAUCAAUUCAAACGCAGUAAUGACCUUGCAAGAGCUCCAACACGUCAUUGAUGACCCUAACAAUGACAACAAUGACCUUUCAACCGACAUUUUAUCGCUUUAUUCAAUUGCCUGUUCGCUGCAUGAAGCACGGUCUGAAAAGGCUCUCUUUAUCAAGCCCUCUCAACUGGAUAUUCGCUUUAAAAAUGGCAAUUACCCUAGCAGCAUUUCCACCAAAGUCCAUCUCAAGUCUGAAUGCAUACUAGAAGAACUCCAAAUCUUGGCCAACACGCAAGUCGCUCAGAAGAUCAGCAGCCACUUCCCAGACCAUGCCUUGCUGCGAUCUCAAUCACCACCAAACGAAAGAAAGUUGCGCGAGUUGACCCACUAUUUGGACAGCCUGGGAUACUCCAUCCACCCCGAAACACCAAGCAGUCUUCAGAAAUCAAUUGAUGCUAUUGAGAAUCCCGAGGCAAAAGCUGUCAUCAUGACAUUGGUGAUGAAAUGCAUGAGCCAAGAGAAAUACUUUUGUACCGGUGCAUUUGACAUUAACCGUUACCAUCAUUACGCCAACAACGCGCCUCUGUAUACGCAUUUUUGCGCUCCCACCAAGCGCUACGCUGAUACCAUUGUUCAUCGGCAAUUGGAAGCUGUCAUCAAGGGCGAAAAGGUGUUCUUUAUGGAACCCGAGAUUGUACAAAAGACUGCACAACAUUGCAAUGUCAAGACGAGAGCAGCUGAAAACGCAAAUGAACAAACACAGCAUAUGUUUUCAUCUUACUAUUUGGCCAACAACUCGGGCACAUCUACCAAUCGUAUGCAAGAUGCUAUCGUUGUAGGUGUUCAAGAAGGUGCAUUUGAUGUAAUUGUGCCUGGCUUGGGCUUGGAAAGACGCAUUCAUACUCUUAAUCUGCCUCUGAAAUCAGAUACCUACAGUCUGUCGGAAAAUGUGCUUCAUUUGAUCUGGAUUCAGGGCGAGGCAACGGUGGAUGCUGGCGUGGAGACCGCUAUUUCAACUGAUGAUGAGGAUGAUGAUUACGACGACAGUAUCAUGGACACCUAUAGCGUACGGGACGAUCUAGACUCUCAGGAAGAUGACGGUGUUCUAGUAGAUAUUGGCGACUCCAAUGAUGAGCAAGUCAAGCGUUUGUCCAUCAAAUCCUCAUCUACCACUGCUCUUGACGAAUUGAAAAAGAACCGCAGAAGGUCCACGUCCAUUCGAGCUAUCCAGGGUGAAGAUGCUUGGAUUACGCAAAAGGAGUGCACUUUCCCUAGUGAGUGUCGUCAAUUGAUCCGACCUUUUGACUUUGUAAAAGUAGUAGUUACUGCAGAUCCCAUCCGUAGCCCCCCAUUGAUCAGAGUUUUAGCUGCAAAUCCUUUUGUACUGAAGCAAUAA
This is a messenger RNA of Mucor velutinosus, 3537 nucleotides long. RefSeq lists its product as uncharacterized. Gene Ontology annotation, biological process: mRNA catabolic process. Bases 1 to 3537 code for a protein of 1178 amino acids. The transcript has 4 exons. Gene Ontology annotation, cellular component: P-body. Gene Ontology annotation, molecular function: RNA binding; 3'-5'-RNA exonuclease activity. NCBI's taxonomy places the organism in Eukaryota, Fungi, Mucoromycota, Mucoromycetes, Mucorales, Mucoraceae. The record is from RefSeq and is a predicted model, not a curated record.